Molecule: messenger RNA, 1758 nt
Organism: Sporothrix brasiliensis 5110
Lineage: Eukaryota; Fungi; Ascomycota; Sordariomycetes; Ophiostomatales; Ophiostomataceae
Product: UPF0052-domain-containing protein
Exons: 3
Coding region: 1-1758 (585 amino acids)
Molecular function (GO): LPPG:FO 2-phospho-L-lactate transferase activity
Source: RefSeq, a predicted model, not a curated record
AUGGACGACGGAACAGGGACCCCCAUCCGUCCCGCCACCAUCCUCGCGACGUCGGCCGACCUGACUGCAUCACCCGGCUCGUCAUCACCCAUGCAGGCCAUAGCACCAGCAGCGACUUUCACCCCGAACGGUGAUGCUACAGCGGCUGACUCUGUGACGAACGGUGUCUGUGUCUUCUCCGGGGGGACGGCAGCGAACUCACUCGUAGACGCCUUCCAAGCAGUGGCCAAGCACCUGUCGAGAGACGACAAGGGUGACACGACACGACAACGAGAGAACAAGCCACCAUGUUCGCUUACCUAUAUCAUCCCAAUUUCGGACAACGGCGGCAGCUCCUCUGAACUAAUUCGUUUCUUUGGAGGCCCGAGCGUGGGCGAUGUGCGAAGCCGCCUUGUACGUCUCAUCCCUUCGAGCGAUGACGAAGGAAACGAGAGGGGGGCUCUCCGAGCGCUGUUUGAGCACCGGCUUUGUGCAUCCGACCCCAACCAGGCGCGCACCGAGUGGCUGGAUCUCGUUGAGGCCCGUCACUUGCUGUGGACAUUUGUUCCCAGUGCGACGCGUGAGCUGAUCCGCGCCGUUCUCAAUACGCUCAACCUCGAGAUUGUGAAGCGGGCACGGCCCUCGACGUCCGUAUUCAACUUUGCCGGUGCCAGUGUUGGUAACCUGUUUCUAACUGGUGCUCGUCUGUUUUCGGGCUCUUUUGAAGCCGGCAUCUUCCUCCUAUCCCUGCUUUGCGGUAUCCCGGACCACGUUGCUGUACUGCCGGCAAUCAACUCCAACUUUACGCACCACAUUUCGGCCGGCCUCGUUGACGGGACGACGAUUGCUGGGCAGGUAAACAUCAGCCACCCAUCGUUGCCUACAGCUUUGCCGGAUGGAGGGCCGCCCACCGGGAACGCCACAGGUGGCGGUGGCGGCGGCGGUGAAAUGGAUGGCGCCGGAGAAGUCGAUGUGGGUCCAGCAGAUGGCCGUGUUCCUUCCGGGCCUGGCCCUGUCUUUCGCUCUGGCCUGAAGGCACGGAAACGUGCUAGCACGGCCGUUGACUUUGAGGACGCAACGUUGCCUGGAUCAUUGCCGGCGCUCCGGCAACCACAGAUUACCUUCAGCAAAGAGGACGAAGAGGAUCUACCUUCGCGCAUUUCCCGCAUUUGGUAUAUCAAUCCCUACGGACACGAGAUUCGGCCACAAGCCAACCCGAAAGCCCUCGCGGCACUGCAGAAGGCCGAGGCCAUCAUCUACAGCAUCGGAAGUCUCUACACCAGCAUCAUCCCGAGUCUUGUGCUGCGGGGUGUUGGAGCAGCAAUAGCACAUAAUGGCGACAAGGAAGACAGCAGCGAGCCGCCUCGAAAGAAGGUACUCAUCCUCAACAGCCGACUCGACCGUGAGACAGGACCGAGACACCAGGCGAUGACAGCUGUCGACUUUGUGCGUGCGAUUGUUGCGGCGUGCAAGCAGAGCCAGUCGGACUUCAGUCCAGUGCAGGACAGCGAGUGCCAUCGAUAUGUGACGCAUUUGGUCUAUCUGGAUUCGGCGCCGCACAUGGGCGGUUCAAGCUGCAGUGCCGCGCCAGAGGUGAACAAGGUAGCUCUAGGUCAUCUUGGGAUUCAGUGUCUCGCCGUUCUGACCCAGGCAAGCCAAGAGAACCAGGAUGUCAGAGACGGUGCCACUGUAGCGUCCAAGAAAGCCAUGGGGCGAUAUGACCAGGCGGCAUUGACGCAGACGCUGAAGAACCUUCUUGAUGGGUCUUGGGACCGGUAG